AUGUCAGCCGCCGCCAUCACCCUACCAACCCCAACAGACUUAGCAGCAGCAGCCAGACCCACAGAAUUACCAGCAGCCAUCUCGGCAGCUGCCUCUGCUAGCAUCGAUGACCGCAAGUCCGCUACGCCGCGCCUGCAAGGCUUCCUCCACGCCGUCCCCAUAAUCGCACGCGAGCGCGGCAUCUGCGGCUUUUUCUAG
Molecule: messenger RNA, 198 nt
Organism: Lasiosphaeria miniovina
Lineage: Eukaryota; Fungi; Ascomycota; Sordariomycetes; Sordariales; Lasiosphaeriaceae
Exons: 2
Coding region: 1-198 (65 amino acids)
Source: RefSeq, a predicted model, not a curated record